UCAGUUUCGUUUCCAGCUGGCGUCUCUACCCGGCGGGAGCCGCCCGCACCCCUCCAGUCCCCGGCCCGACAGCCAUGGCGCCCGCCGCCCUCCUCCGCGAGGUGACCCAGGUGCUGUGCGCGGCCGGGGGCUCCAUGGAGCUGGAGGAGCUGCGGCGCCGCUUGCGGAGGGAAGUCGUCGCCGAGGUGCUGGAUCGGCUGCUGAGGGAGCGCGGGCGCUUUGUGGUGGCGCGGCGGGCGGCCGAGGCCGGCGCGGCGGCCGUCGAGCGCGUGGUGCUGGCCGUCUCGCCGCUGCGCCUUUGCAGCGCCCAUCAGGGCCCGAAGCCGGGUUGCGUGGGGCUUUGCGCGCAGCUGCAUCUGUGCAAGUUCGUCUUCUACGGCAAGUGCAAGUUCCUGAGGGACGGGAAGGACUGUAGGAAUGGUCACAACUUGAUGUCCAGUCACAACAUGAGCGUGCUGAAAACUCAUGGUGUGGACCACCUCAGCUUCAGAGAGCUCUCUGUGCUCUUAUUUCAGAACGACCCCUUGCUCUUGCCGGAGAUCUGCCUUCAUUACAACAAAGGAGACGGACCCUACGGCUCUUGUUCCUUUAGAAAGCAAUGUAUCAAACUCCACGUCUGCCAGUAUUUUUCACAGGGUGAUUGCAAGUUUGGCACUGGCUGUAAGAGAUGCCAUGAUUUCUCUCAUUCUGAGAAUCUGGAAAAACUGGAGAAACUGGGCAUGAGGUCAGAGCUGGUGAGCCGGCUGCCUUCCAUUUACAGAAAUGCUCAUGACAUCAAGAAUAAGGGCUCUGCCUCCAUCAGAGUACCACCUCCUCCCUCUAGACCACAGGGGACUGCCGAAAGAAGAGACACAGGUUCUGUGUCCCCAAACGCUACUAAUCAAGAGGAGAGUGAUCAGAUCUGCUUGUACCAUAUCUGGAAAAGCUGUAGCUUUCAAGAUAAGUGCAGUAGAGUCCAUUUCCAUUUGCCAUAUCGAUGGCAAGUCUUGGAUGGAGGCAAAUGGAAGGAUUUGCACAAAAUGGAGCUCAUUGAAGAGGCAUAUAGUGAUCCCAGAAGAGACGGGGUCACAUGCACUGAGUCAGCCAGCAGCUUUCUCAUUGGUUUUCUGAACUUUGACUCCAUGACAUUCGGUGCCACCCGGGCUCGCCGCCUUUCCACAGCCUCCUCAGUCACCAAACCUCCACAUUUUAUCCUCACCACUGACUGGGUUUGGUACUGGACCGAUGAGUUUGGUUCUUGGCAGGAAUAUGGAAGACAAUGUCUGGCUGUCCCUCCACAGGACAUGGAGCACCCCACGACCAGCGUCAGCAGCAGCGAUUUGGAGAAGGCCUACCUGGCGUACUGUACCCCGGGGGCUGCUGCCCAGGCAGCCACUAUGAUGUUCCAGGCCGGGAAGCACACAUACGAGUUAGACUUCAAAGCCUUCAUUCAGAAAAACCUGGUCUAUGGCACAGUCCGAAAAGUUUGCCGGAGACCCAAAUAUGUGUCUCCCCAGGAUGUGAAGAUAAAGCAAACGUGCGGCGUCAAUUUUCAAGGCCCAAAGAACAUUCCUGACCAUUGGGACCGCUCAGCCCUGCUGGACACUGGCUUUAAGAGGAUCACCCUCCAUUCUUCCUCGGAAGAGUUUAAGAAGGUCUGGGGCCUCUUUACCCGAACAAUGUCUUUCUGCUGCGUUCAGAGGAUUGAGCGGGUCCAGAACGUGGCCCUCUGGGAAGUCUACCAGUGGCAAAAGGGGCAGAUGCAGAAGAGAAACGGAGGGAAGGCGGUGGAUGAGAGGCAGCUCUUCCAUGGCACCAGCACCAGUUACGUUGAUGCCAUCUGCCAGCAGAACUUUGACUGGCGGGUCAGCGGUCUGCACGGUACUUCCUACGGCAAGGGAAGCUACUUUGCCCGGGACGCCGCGUAUUCCCACCACUACAGCAAAUCCAACACGACUUCCCACACCAUGUUCCUGGCCCGGGUGCUGGUGGGCGAGUUCGUCCGAGGCAACCCCUCCUUUGUCCGCCCCCCGGCCAAGGAGGGCCAGGGCAACAUCUUGUACGACAGCUGCGUGAACAGCAUGUCCGACCCCUCUAUCUUCGUGGUCUUUGAGAAGCACCAGGUCUACCCGGAGUACGUCAUCCAGUACACUGCCUCCACCAAGCCCGUGGCCUCGGCCUCCAGCCUCCUCUCCUUCGCGUCUUUCUUCGGCGGCCGGCAGUGAGCACCCCGCUGUUUUAUGCCUGUCAGGCUUAUCUUACUUGAAAUGACCAUUUGGGAGAGUUGGGGGUUUUGUUCUUUUAAUUUUUUUGGUUUUUUUAAGGAAAAAACUUUUAAUGAACUGUUCCUUUAAUAUUGACUUCUUGAUGAAGUUACAUUAUUAAUCUCCGGUUGAUAAUGUUUGCACUUUUAAGUCACUUUUGGGCUCGCUGGUGGGUUCACUGGUAGUGAUUGUAGGCGAACCCAUUAUUGCUUUUUACUGGGGUGUUAAAAUUUUAUUUUUUACUCUCUGUUGACUUUGCUGCAGAGUGGCAUCAGCCACCGAGUUUCCAGAUGCUGUUUGAUGGAUUGGUUUUAGAUUUCGAGACUUUGUCUCUUCAGUGAUUCGGCUUUUCAGGGUCUUGUUUUAGUUUUGUCAGGAUGACACAGCAGCCACUGGUGCAGGAAGUCCUGUGUUGUGGGCCUGGGGGGGCACAGCCGUCAUGUCUGUUGCUGUUUCUCCAGCCUAGGCAGCUCUCCCACUUCUCCUGGGCUUCUGGCCUUGGAGUUGCCCAUAUGUCAUGUCGUUAGAACAAGUGGCUACUGUGUGGUGUCACUGAGUCCCUGUCGGUUUCCCUCAGUCCUGGCAGGGGUCAGCCUCACUCAGGAAGCACAUUCCCCCAGCAGGUGACAUGGAUGAGUGGCUCCCUUCCCCCUGCACACCCGGGCUAAGCCCUUGAAUGCCUGUCCCUUCAUCUGUACUGAACACCCCCUGACUUAGGGCUUUAUGUCCCAUGAGAUCUUAAUACCUGUGCUGCAAAUGUCACAACAGAGUAUGGGAAUAAAAGAGUAUUUAUCUGA
Molecule: messenger RNA, 3040 nt
Organism: Camelus dromedarius (Arabian camel)
Lineage: Eukaryota; Metazoa; Chordata; Mammalia; Artiodactyla; Camelidae
Gene: PARP12
Product: poly(ADP-ribose) polymerase family member 12
Exons: 12
Coding region: 75-2204 (709 amino acids)
Cellular component (GO): nucleus
Molecular function (GO): NAD+-protein mono-ADP-ribosyltransferase activity; NAD+ poly-ADP-ribosyltransferase activity; metal ion binding
Source: RefSeq, a predicted model, not a curated record